UAAUCCUUAGCAAUUAUAGAGAGUACAAUAACUUAGUUUUGUCUAUAAUAAUGUAACACUACUUUGGCUAUUUAAGCCAUUAGCUUCUUGGCCAGUUUCAAGUACACGAACAAGCUCGAAACAUCAGAGCCUUGCUUAGCUUAUUCUAGUGUACUUACUGAAGAGAAAAAUGGCUCAGCUUCACAGAAAUGAAGGGCAAAUAGAGCUUAAUUGUGAAGCUGAAAAAUUCUUUGAUAUUUGGGCUCAUAAAAUGUACCUUAUUUCAAAUAUGAGCCCUGAUAAAAUUCAGAAAUCUGUGUUAAAUGAAGGAGAGUGGGAUAAGGUUGGUGCUGUCAUCACUGGGAGUUAUGUUAUCAAUGAAACUGGUGAACGAGCAACCCUAAAGGCAAGAAUUGAUGAGAUAGACGAAAAGAAUAUGACCGUGAAAUAUAGUUAUCAUGAUGGGUUCAUCAUGGUGAGCUACUACAAGAGCUUCACCGCCACAAUGCAAGCAACUCCGAAGAGUGGUAAUAAGGGUUGCACUGUCAAGUGGUGCUUCGAAUAUGAGAAGAUGAAUGAUGAUGCACCUAAUGCUAAUAUUUACCUUGAGUUCAUGCUUUCCAUGGCAAAUGAUAUGGAUGCUCAUCUAUGUAGGAUUUGAUCAUAUAUAUAUAUA
Messenger RNA from Chenopodium quinoa (quinoa), 655 nucleotides. RefSeq names its product MLP-like protein 34. Gene Ontology annotation, biological process: defense response. The record is from RefSeq and is a predicted model, not a curated record. NCBI's taxonomy places the organism in Eukaryota, Viridiplantae, Streptophyta, Magnoliopsida, Caryophyllales, Amaranthaceae. The transcript has 2 exons. The coding region runs from base 170 to 640 and encodes 156 amino acids.